Messenger RNA from Misgurnus anguillicaudatus (oriental weatherfish), 2184 nucleotides. Its product is annotated as polyubiquitin-C. NCBI's taxonomy places the organism in Eukaryota, Metazoa, Chordata, Actinopteri, Cypriniformes, Cobitidae. Gene Ontology annotation, molecular function: protein binding. The record is from RefSeq and is a predicted model, not a curated record.
ACUGCGGUUGGAUCUUGUCAUGUGACGUACCCUCUACGUCACGAUCCUGCGUUUGUAUAAAUUCAAUAGCACUCCCCUUUGCCUGCAUUAUUCCACGAAGAGGAAGACUCGUCUCUACUUUUUGAAGCAAAACACACAGAUAACAAGCGUUUAUAAAGAUGCAGAUCUUUGUCAAAACCCUCACGGGCAAGACAAUCACCCUCGAGGUUGAGCCAAGUGACACCAUUGAGAACGUUAAAGCCAAGAUCCAGGACAAAGAAGGCAUUCCCCCUGAUCAGCAGAGGUUGAUAUUUGCUGGCAAACAGCUGGAAGAUGGCCGCACCCUGUCAGACUACAAUAUCCAGAAAGAAUCCACCCUUCAUCUUGUGCUGCGUCUCAGGGGAGGCAUGCAGAUCUUCGUCAAGACCCUGACAGGCAAAACCAUCACCCUCGAGGUUGAGCCAAGCGACACCAUUGAGAACGUUAAAGCCAAGAUCCAGGACAAAGAAGGCAUUCCCCCUGACCAGCAGAGGUUGAUCUUUGCUGGCAAACAGCUGGAAGAUGGGCGCACCCUGUCUGACUACAACAUCCAGAAAGAAUCCACAUUGCACUUGGUGCUGCGUCUCAGGGGAGGCAUGCAGAUCUUCGUUAAGACCCUGACAGGCAAAACCAUCACCCUCGAGGUUGAGCCAAGCGACACCAUUGAGAACGUUAAAGCCAAGAUCCAGGACAAAGAAGGCAUUCCCCCUGACCAGCAGAGGUUGAUCUUUGCGGGCAAACAGCUGGAAGAUGGCCGCACCCUGUCCGACUACAACAUCCAGAAAGAGUCCACCCUUCAUCUUGUCCUGCGUCUCAGGGGAGGCAUGCAGAUCUUCGUCAAGACCCUAACAGGCAAGACCAUCACCCUUGAGGUUGAGCCAAGCGACACCAUUGAGAACGUUAAAGCCAAGAUCCAGGACAAAGAAGGCAUUCCCCCUGACCAGCAGAGGUUGAUCUUUGCUGGCAAACAGCUGGAAGAUGGCCGCACCCUGUCAGACUACAAUAUCCAGAAAGAAUCCACCCUUCAUCUUGUGCUGCGUCUCAGGGGAGGUAUGCAGAUCUUCGUUAAGACCCUGACAGGCAAAACCAUCACCCUCGAGGUUGAGCCAAGCGACACCAUUGAGAAUGUAAAAGCCAAGAUCCAGGACAAAGAAGGCAUUCCCCCUGACCAGCAGAGGUUGAUCUUUGCUGGCAAACAGCUGGAAGAUGGGCGCACCCUGUCCGACUACAACAUCCAGAAAGAAUCCACAUUGCACUUGGUGCUGCGUCUCAGGGGAGGCAUGCAGAUCUUCGUCAAGACCCUGACAGGCAAGACCAUCACCCUCGAGGUUGAGCCAAGUGACACCAUUGAGAAUGUAAAAGCCAAGAUCCAGGACAAAGAAGGCAUUCCUCCAGACCAGCAGAGGUUGAUCUUUGCUGGCAAACAGCUGGAAGAUGGGCGCACCCUGUCCGACUACAACAUCCAGAAAGAAUCCACAUUGCACUUGGUGCUGCGUCUCAGGGGAGGCAUGCAGAUCUUCGUUAAAACCCUGACAGGCAAGACCAUCACCCUUGAGGUUGAGCCAAGCGACACCAUUGAGAACGUUAAAGCCAAGAUCCAGGACAAAGAAGGCAUUCCCCCUGACCAGCAGAGGUUGAUCUUUGCUGGCAAACAGCUGGAAGAUGGCCGCACCCUGUCAGACUACAAUAUCCAGAAAGAAUCCACCCUUCAUCUUGUGCUGCGUCUCAGGGGAGGUAUGCAGAUCUUUGUCAAGACCCUGACUGGCAAGACCAUCACCCUCGAGGUUGAGCCAAGCGACACCAUUGAGAACGUUAAAGCCAAGAUCCAGGACAAAGAAGGCAUUCCCCCUGACCAGCAGAGGUUGAUCUUUGCUGGCAAACAGCUGGAAGAUGGGCGCACCCUGUCCGACUACAACAUCCAGAAAGAGUCCACCCUUCAUCUUGUGCUGCGCCUCAGAGGAGGUUUCUAAUUAUAAAAUUGAAGUCAACUGUCCAUCUGUAGCAAAUUCUAUUUAAUGUUUUUUCAGUCUGUGUUUACAUGCACUUUCAACUUACAUUUGUUUUUUUACCAUAACACUUGCUUUUUUCAAAGAAGUAAACCACAUUACCUUUUUCUUUGCACCUUUUAUUCUCAAAACAAUGGAAAAAUAAAAGCAUUGAAAUGUA